Messenger RNA from Penicillium angulare, 570 nucleotides. RefSeq names its product Arf family GTPase SAR1 (gene sar1). NCBI's taxonomy places the organism in Eukaryota, Fungi, Ascomycota, Eurotiomycetes, Eurotiales, Aspergillaceae. Gene Ontology annotation, cellular component: COPII vesicle coat; endoplasmic reticulum exit site. Gene Ontology annotation, biological process: intracellular protein transport; vesicle organization; membrane organization. Gene Ontology annotation, molecular function: GTPase activity; GTP binding. The coding region runs from base 1 to 570 and encodes 189 amino acids. The transcript is spliced from 5 exons. The record is from RefSeq and is a predicted model, not a curated record.
AUGUGGAUCGUCAACUGGUUCUACGAUGUCUUGGCCUCGCUUGGUCUGCUGAACAAGCAUGCUAAGCUUCUUUUCCUUGGUCUGGAUAAUGCCGGAAAGACUACCCUUCUCCACAUGUUGAAGAACGACCGUGUCGCCGUCCUCUCACCAACUGCCCACCCUACCUCCGAAGAACUGGCUAUUGGAAACAACCGUUUCACUACCUUCGAUCUGGGCGGUCACCAGCAAGCUCGCCGUCUGUGGAAAGACUACUUCCCCGAGGUUAGCGGUAUUGUCUUCCUUGUCGACGCUAAGGACUAUGAGCGUUUCCCCGAGUCAAAGGCUGAGCUUGAUGCUCUUCUGGCCAUGGAGGAUCUCGCUAAGGUCCCCUUCCUUGUUCUUGGAAACAAGAUCGAUCAUCCCGAUGCUGUGAGCGAGGAAGAGCUUCGUCAUCAGCUUGGUCUUUACCAGACUACUGGUAAGGGUAAGGUUCCUCUUGAGGGAAUCCGUCCUAUUGAGCUGUUUAUGUGCAGUGUUGUUAUGAGACAGGGUUACGGUGAGGGUAUCCGCUGGCUAUCCCAGUACGUUUAA